CGGCAGAGUAACAGAAAACGUAAUGCUUUGGUCGAAGGAGGCGGGAGUCAAACUACCGGAUGUGCUAGCUAUUAAUUAUUCUUGCAAAGUUCCAUCCUCAAAAGAAGACAACUAGUAGUGGCUUCUCGCCCCUUGAACAUCUUCAGAACUUAUUUUCUCGGAGCCAUUCAUCUUCCAGAAGGAUGAUAGUGAUUGUCGUGGAUGAGAUGGAUUACUUGAUAACUAAAGAUAGAGCAGUACUUCAUGAUCUUUUCAUGCUUACGACUUUCCCAUUUUCCCAAUGUAUAUUAAUAGGAAUUGCAAAUGCUAUAGACCUAGCAGAUCGAUUUCUUCCAAAGCUUGAAUCAUUAAACUGUAAACCCCUGGUUAUAAAUUUCCGUGCUUACUCAAAAGAUCAGAUACUCAAAAUUAUUCAGCAGAGGCUUAUGGUACUUGGAUAUGAUGUUUUCCAGCCUUUAGCUCUUGAAUUUUGUGCUAGAAAAGUUGCAGCUGCCUCGGGAGAUAUGAGAAGAGCUCUUGGUGUUUGCAGGAGUGCAAUAGAGGUGCUUGAAGAAGAGCUAAGAGAUCCUUUAAAACAAGGACAAUGUAAUAUUGUCACAUUUGAUCAUAUGGAUAUUGCUUUAUCAAAGGCAUUCAAGUCAGCUGUUGUAGAUACCAUACACUCUCUUCCACAACACCAACAGAUAAUAUUAUGUGCCAUAGUGAAUCUUUUUCGCCAGUUCAAGAAGAACGCUACAACUAUUGGGGAGCUCAACAGAUCAUAUUUACAAAUAUGCAAAUCUGCUCACGUCCCUGCUGCAGGAACACUGGAAUUCACGAACAUGUGCACAGUGCUGAACGAUCAGGGACUUCUCAAACUGGGGAAGUCUAAAGAAGAAAAAUUAAAGAGAGUAACAUUACAAAUUGACAGUUCAGACAUCACUUUUUCUUUCAAGGAUAACCAAUUCUUUCAAAAUUGCCUGGAUCAGCAAUGAACUUCAGGAAAUUUAUACCGCAUUCUUUCGUAUCCUAGAUACCACCAUCUGCUGUCAGGCUUCUCGCGAUAAUACUUUAUAAGGUUACCUGAAUAAAGGU
This is a messenger RNA of Ananas comosus (pineapple), 1074 nucleotides long. RefSeq names its product cell division control protein 6 homolog. Gene Ontology annotation, molecular function: DNA replication origin binding. The transcript is spliced from 15 exons. Gene Ontology annotation, biological process: mitotic DNA replication checkpoint signaling. NCBI's taxonomy places the organism in Eukaryota, Viridiplantae, Streptophyta, Magnoliopsida, Poales, Bromeliaceae. Bases 183 to 974 code for a protein of 263 amino acids. The record is from RefSeq and is a predicted model, not a curated record. Gene Ontology annotation, cellular component: nucleus.